AUGGAUGGCUAUGUUGGUUUUCAUGCUGCUUUAAGGCACUCCUACAAUGGCUUUAUAAAUGAUCUUGCCAAACAGUGCAAGCAAUUGGUUCGGCACCAUCUUGAUUCGGUUACAAGCCCAUAUUCUCUGGUCUAUUGUGAAAAUGAUUUUCUGGGCAGUUUUGGUUCAGGUGCAAAUUCGCUUUAUAGAUUCAACCAAGCCUUAGCUGGUUCACUAUGUCUGGAGCUAUCUGAUGGGGGGGCAGCAUUGCGCAAUGAAACUAAGAAAAACCAAGAGAACAUACCUCCAGAAAAAAAUGCACAGGAAACCACACCAGGAAAAGUUACAGAAGCCAGAGAAGCUCUUCAAGAAAGCCUAAUGACUGUGCCCGAGACCCCAUCACCUGAUCAGCCAAGUGAUGGAAAUUAUGGAAUUAAGAGGGAAUUUGGAAACUGUAUUGAGAUUGGGGCUAGAAAACGGCAUCCUAGACCUCAGGGAAACAGCAGGAAUGUGGAUUUAAGAGGCCAAAAUGGUGGUGGUUUUUUAUUUGGGACUAGUGAUACCAAUUCAAGAUCAGGCUCAGCUUACUCAGAAAUUUGUUCAUCAGCAGCACAGCACUUUGCACGCAUACGUGAAGUUCUGGUAGAGCAGAGUGUGACAUCAACUUUGAACUCUGGCUUCUUAUCCCCUUGCUUGGAUCGGCUUGUGGUGUUACUUGGAUUGGACUUGUUUGCUGUCAAUGACGAGAAAUUCAUGGACAUGUUUGUUGCACCUGGAUCAAUGGAAAUCCUUCAGAAUGAACUGCUGUCUCUGCAGAAGCGACAGAAAAUACUGCAUUCUUGCCUGAACGAGUUCAAAAGUGUGGCCCGGUCACUUUAAUGGGAACCUCCCCUUUCUGACCAACCUUCAUUGACACCAGGAGGACGGAUUUUAUUUGUCUCACAACUUGUGAACUUGCGUAAAAUGUUCAACUGGAGUUUCAUAACACUCUCUGUCAGGGUUAGUCAGUUGCUUGAUUGGGUUUGUAAAUAUCAUUUACU
Molecule: messenger RNA, 1019 nt
Organism: Ilex paraguariensis (yerba mate)
Lineage: Eukaryota; Viridiplantae; Streptophyta; Magnoliopsida; Aquifoliales; Aquifoliaceae
Source: the annotation of a GenBank genome assembly